AUGAUUCAUAAAACAAGAAACUGGGAAUUCAUCAGCCUAAUUAAAGGGACGAGAAGGGAUAGAGACAAGUUUGAAAUAGUGGCACUAUGGGUCAUAUCAUUCUAUUGUGGACGAGGUCAAGCGGCAGAUAUAGACAGCAAUCAAUGUGAUCCGUAUCGGAUGAAGUACAUAUAUGAUCAUGAUCAAUCAGACUUUGAACAAUCGGACUGUCAUUACUACAUGUGCAGCUCGUCCAGGAUAUACGAACGACAAAAAUGCCCAGAUGGCAAAGGUGUCAGUGACUUAUUUAAGAUCAAGUAUGAGAACUAUUCUCAGGGGCAAAGUUACGACCCUUGUACUAAGUAUACCACAGCCUGUAAGAGAACAUUGGCAGAAAAAGGACUGACCGAAUUCGAAGUUCCCGUUUGCGGCCAGGACUUCGUGUUCAUUGCUGAUAUUUCGUGCAGCAUCUCCCCAACUGACAAAGAGAAGAUUCGACGCUUCCUUAUAUCAGUUGUGAAAAGAAUUCCAGUUAGGCCUCCUUUCUCACAAGUGGCAAUAUUACUCUACUCUGAAGUCACAUACCACAUUGCAUACCUAGACUCAUAUCGCCGAUCAAAGCUAGUGAAAGUCUUGGAAAACAUGGAAUUGAUUCCAAAGACAUGUGGUACAGCAACAUUUUCUGCACUGAAAGAAGCCAGGGAGGUGUAUUUCCAAGAGAAGAAUGGACAUCGUCCAAACAAAAAGAAAAUUGCGAUUCUAAUCACUGAUGGGAGGACGUUUCCAGGUAAAAGAAAACAAGAAACGCUUGAUGAAGCCAAAAAGAACGACGAAGCCGGUAUCAUAUCAUAUGUCGUAGCAGUGCCAAAUCAAACGCAACAAGGGAAAUUGGUAGGCUUUGAUGAAUGGGACGCCAUCGCCACAGGAAAUGCUGUCAAACCAGGUCCGGAAAAUAGAACCAUUGAUUCUAACGUAUAUGCUCUAGAAUCCUUUGAAGAACUGCGGGAGACAAUUAGUCAGAUUGUUUAUGAUACAUGUAAGAAUAUGUAAACAACAUGGAUACAAGACAAACUGUUUGGAUGAUUGAAAUACUAUGACACGUUUUAUUAUAAACAUAAUGUACGAUAUAAAUAUCAAGAAGUAAAAAUUAAUUCAUCAGUUCAUUUUAUUGUAAUAUUUGUGUGGUUAUGACGUUGAACCUUCUACUGACGUUAAUCGUAACUCAAAGUGUUAGGGUCAGUUGCAUUUCAGUAACAACUUAUUUGAGGUCAGUGUCAGACAUACAUUAGCAUGACAAAAUGUCACAAUUUGGUAAGCUAUUGCAAAUCGG
Owenia fusiformis is the source of this 1309-nucleotide messenger RNA. The record is from the annotation of a GenBank genome assembly. NCBI's taxonomy places the organism in Eukaryota, Metazoa, Annelida, Polychaeta, Sabellida, Oweniidae.